UGCCGAGUGUGGCCGAACGUUCCACGACGAUUCCCGAUUUUUAUCGAGUGCAGCCGAAACGGCUUUCCGUUACGUUUUUGUUGCAAGUUCUAAAAUGCAUUUGUUGUUUAAAAGCAUUUCUAAAUAUUUAAAUGUACACAUGCUCUUAUACUCUUUUACUGUCGUGUUAUUUAUUCGUUCUGAAGACUAGGUAAACCCAGAGAUAAAAGAAUGGAGAAUACUUCAAAAAGUGUGGUGAGCAGGGUGGCGGAAGGCAACCUGGAGGUCCUCCAGAUUUAUAAACUCCUUCAGUAUGUACGGGAGAAGAACAAACCACAGAUAAAUAAGAUCGUCGCAGUGGGUGUAUCCAAUCUGAUAAAUCUGACUGAACCUAAACAGGGACUCGGUGCUUUGUAUCAGGCCUCUUUGGACCGUGAUGAAGACCUGGUACAGUUCCUUCUGUCCCUGAAAGCUCAUCCUGACAUACAGGACAAGAAGGGCCGCACACCAUUGAUGCUGGCUGCACAGUUGGGCUACUACAAUAUUGUGUAUCUUCUGAUCACAAAUCAUGCAAAUGUGAAUCUCACAGAUGAAGAGGGAAAAGGAGUGCUGUUCUACUGCAUUUCUCCAGCUAAAGAACAUGCUCUCUGCCUGCGGAUGGCGCUCAGUUGCAAUGCAAAUGUCAACAAUGUUUCUAAUUCAGGGAAGCCACUGCUUGUGUUUGCCUGUGAGAAUGCAAAGGAUUGUGAAGACAUCUGUAUAAGCAUUUUGGAGAAAGGAGCUGAUCCAAAUGCAGUCGAUCAGGUGACACGAUGCUCUGCGCUCAUGGAGGCAUCUAAGGCUGGUGCUUUGAAGCUGGUCAGAGCCAUUUUACAAAAAGAAGGGAAUCCUGACUUGCUUGAUCAAGAAGGACGGUGUGCUGCCCACUUUGCUGCAGAAGGAGGUUUCCUUGAGGUUUUACAGGUGCUGUCUGCAUACUCUGCUGACUUGGGUAUCAGCUCGACAAAGGGUAACACACCGCUUCACUUUGCUGCUGCUGGCGGCUUUAAUGAGUGCUGUAGAUUCCUGGCCCAAAGAGGUUGCAAUCCCAAACUGAAGAAUCUGGAAGGUCAACUUCCAAGCCAAGUUGCCAAAAGCAAUGGCCACAAAGCUGCACUGAAGGAGCUCAAAAAAGCAGAGAAAAUGCAUGUGAAGCUUUCUGCGCCCGAUGCCGUAAACCCCAACGAACUCUGGGCCAUCACCCUUCACGACUGGUCAUGUCAACAUGAGGCAACCUUGCGCAAAGCCUUUGAAAUUGCUGAGGGACUCGACAAACCUGUUGAAAACGUUUCUGUGGAUAAUUUUGUGUCUACCCUUGAAGCUCAUCGAGUUCCUGUAAGUAAUGAGAACCUGCAAAAGAUCAUCAUGGAACAUGACAAAAACCGUGAAGGAGUCAUCAACGUAAAUGACUUUUUAAAAGGCCUCAAAUACCUCCAGAAAGCCUUUGUCAUCUCAUCCUAUGCUCCUAAGCCGGCUAAAAAGGAAAAGGGUGGCAAGGAAAAGAAGAGUAGCAAAUCAGCCGCAUCAUUGCCUAUAUGCACAAUGCCACCUGAGCAGAUCUCAAUAAGAGAGGACAGUGGACUCCCUUACUACAUGAUUGAGAGCUACCAGCCGUUCACUGACACCAGACGGUUCAAUCCAAACCGGCCACCAAUUCACCCCAUUGAGAAUGACUCGGCUUGGUAUAUCGAUGAGCCUGAACAAAUCUACACCAACAUCAAUUACUGUGUGAAGACUGGAGAUCUAGAAUCUCUCAGCCUGGCGUUUAUCCAAAAAGUGCCUGUUGAUAUCAAAGAUCAAUUUUUUAAGACACCACUCAUGACAGCGUGCAUCUGUGGCAACUACCGAGUAGCUAAAUUCCUCCUUUCACUGAGGGCUAACGUCAAUGCAGUUGACCAGUUUAACUGGACGCCCCUCCACCAUGCUUGCCAUGCAGGUCAUGUAGACAUUGCCAUCAUGCUGGUGCAAUCUGGAGCUGUGGUGGAUGCAGUGGCUAUGAAUGGAGCAACUCCACUCAUGAGAGCUGUUGAAAGCUGUCGAUUCAGCUGUGUGGAGUAUCUCAUCAAAGCUGGAGCCAAUGUCAUGGCAAAAAAUCAAAGAGACCAGAAUUGCUUGGACAUCGCUAUAAAUUAUGGCGAUGCGAGAAUCAUUGACUUGCUCAUGGCCAAAUUCAACAAGAAGGACAAAGAAAAACCCAUUUUAAAACCAGCUUCUUCAGCACAAGAAAAGAUGCGUAUUCGGUCACCAGCAAAGUCAGUUUCAGCAGCUGUGAAAAAAGACCUGAGAGACAAUAUCAUAGUUAAGAACCCAAAGUUCACCAUUAGAAGUGGCACCAACAAGUCUGACAUCAGCUUUGUCCCCAAAACCCUUUGGGGAAAACAUCUCACUAACAGUCGACAGCACGCUGAGAAGGAGAAGGCAACACUCUGACAAAAAGACGACUCUCAAGGACUUCAUACACUUUAACAAGAGCAUCCCAGAGCUGAAUGGGAUUGAACGACUGGGGAGGAAUAAAUUAAAUAUCUCUGUGCAAUAGCUGCUUUGCAUUCAGAGCUACUGUCUGUCUUUCAUUUCUGACAAAUUAGUCUUUCCCAGACUUGUUCAUCUUUUGUCAUUCGAGAAAAAAAUGAAAGAUAGGACCACAGAAAACCAUACAAACCGUUUUUCUUGAGAGUGGAUAAAAAUAACCUUUCAUAGUCAGUCAUUGAGAUGCACAGUGGUCACCUUAGUGUGCUGCCAUGUGGGAUACUGCUAUACAAACCCCUGACCGAGACACCACCUGCUCUAUAAGCCUUUUUCCUUUACACUUCUCCUGUGACUUUGGCUCUAAUCACCAACCCCUGCUGAACACAGGAAAAGGAGUUGACAGUCACAUAUUUCAAGGUAACACAUUAAUCAUUGUAAGUGAUUGUGUCAUUCUGAUUGAUAUAUGCAUGUGUACUUGCAUGUUUUAAAACAGCAAAUUGGCCAGUAGGGGGCAGUCAGACACAAUAAUGUAUAAUGCGAUGCACAAUUUUAACUGGGGACAACGUUUUGGUUGAUAAUAAGACUUAAAUAAUAGUCUGCUAAUGUAUUUAAAGAUAUUUUGUCUGGAUGUGUUAAAGGGAGAAACACUGAAAACUUCAUUUUUGAAUGUAGAUGUAAAAUCU
Labeo rohita (rohu) is the source of this 3167-nucleotide messenger RNA. RefSeq names its product ankyrin repeat and EF-hand domain containing 1b (gene ankef1b). The record is from RefSeq and is a predicted model, not a curated record. Gene Ontology annotation, molecular function: calcium ion binding; protein binding. The coding region runs from base 211 to 2448 and encodes 745 amino acids. NCBI's taxonomy places the organism in Eukaryota, Metazoa, Chordata, Actinopteri, Cypriniformes, Cyprinidae. The transcript is spliced from 9 exons.